Molecule: messenger RNA, 5787 nt
Organism: Aphidius gifuensis
Lineage: Eukaryota; Metazoa; Arthropoda; Insecta; Hymenoptera; Braconidae
Gene: Syp
Product: heterogeneous nuclear ribonucleoprotein R
Exons: 13
Coding region: 416-2689 (757 amino acids)
Cellular component (GO): ribonucleoprotein complex; nucleus
Molecular function (GO): mRNA binding
Source: RefSeq, a predicted model, not a curated record
GGAAAAUCUAUCUAAAAGAGACAUAUUUCUAUUACAUUAUAUUAUAUUAUAUAUAUACACCAAAUACUAAUAUACUCCAUAAUAUAAAUUCAAAUAAUUGAAAAAAUAUAAAUAAUAAUAAUAAUAAUAAUGUCGGACCGGUAAAAUUAUUAUUCGCGGGGCGACGCGCGAUCUUUGGGCGACGAGCAGCGGGGCAGGUGAAACGAAACGCAUUCGGUCAGACACGAAAGAGAAAGAAAGAGUGAGACGGAGUAGAGACGAGACACGAGAAAAUUAAAGAGAGGGAGAGAGAAAAAAUACGGUUCUGAUACGGAUAGAGUGCAGAGUGCACACGGUGCAACUAACUGCAUUCCGUUAAGACCCGGGUGGAGUUCGGAGCGUGCGUCCAAAUAUUCUCCUGACAACAAAAAAAACUAUGGCAGAGGGAAAUGGGGAACUUAAAAUGGACGAGAAGCCAUCAAAGGAGGAUAUGGAGUAUGUUGAAAGAACCGAGGAUUAUUCAAAACUUAUACAAUAUGGACUCGAUGAAAAAGUUGCUGCAAAAUUAGAUGAAAUAUAUAAAACAGGAAAACUUGCUCAUGUUGAUCUUGAUGAAAGAGCACUUGAUGCAUUACGUGAAUUUCCAGUUGAUGGUGCCCUAACUGUUCUAACUCAAUUUUUGGAAUCAAAUUUAGAACAUGUAUCAAAUAAAUCGGCAUAUCUCUGUGGUGUUAUGAAAACAUACAGACAAAAAAGUCGGGCAGGUCAGGGUACAACAACUGCAACUGCAACAACACCAAAAGCACCAGAUGAAGAUAAAAUCAAGUUGAUACUUGAAAGAACUGGAUAUCCACUUGAUGUUACAACUGGACAACGAAAAUAUGGUGGUCCACCUCCAAAUUGGGAAGGUGCAACACCAGGAAAUGGAUGCGAGGUAUUUUGUGGAAAAAUUCCAAAAGACAUGUAUGAAGAUGAAUUAAUUCCACUUUUUGAAAAAUGUGGUAAAAUAUGGGAUUUAAGGCUAAUGAUGGAUCCAAUGUCUGGCACCAAUAGAGGAUAUGCAUUUAUAACAUUUACCAAUAGAGAUGCAGCGCAACAGGCAGUUCGAGAGCUCGAUAAUUACGAAAUAAAACCCGGCAAGAGUCUCAAAGUAAACAUUAGCGUUCCUAAUCUACGACUUUUCGUCGGGAACAUACCAAAGUCAAAAGGCAAAGAGGAGAUCUUGGAGGAAUUUGGUAAUUUAACAGCUGGCCUGACUGAGGUAAUAAUCUACAGUUCACCAGAUGACAAAAAAAAGAACAGAGGAUUUUGUUUUUUGGAGUAUGAAUCCCACAAAUCAGCAUCAUUGGCUAAACGAAGACUCAGCACUGGUCGUAUUAAAGUUUGGGGUUGUGAUAUUAUUGUUGAUUGGGCUGAUCCACAAGAAGAACCAGAUGAACAAACAAUGUCUAAAGUUCGAGUACUUUAUGUGAGAAAUUUAACUCAAGACUGUUCAGAAGAAAAGCUGAAAGAACAUUUUGAACAAUUUGGUAAAAUUGACAGGGUCAAAAAGAUCAAGGAUUAUGCAUUUGUACAUUUUGAGGAUCGAGAUCAUGCAGUCAAGGCUUUACGAGAUCUUAAUGGAAAAGAUAUUGGUGGUUCACGGAUAGAAGUUGCUCUUGCUAAACCUCCAUUUGAUAAAAAAAAGAAGGAAGACAUGCUUCGGGCUAGAGAAAGAAGAAUGAUGCAAAUGUUGCAAGGACGUGGCGGUACAUCACCAUCACAUCCAAGUAUGAUACCCGGACCAAUGCCAGUACGUGGUUCUAGUGGACAAGGACCACGCAGUACAGGAACAGGUGGUGGCGGCAGUGGUGGAGGUGGUGGUGGCGGAGGAGGCGGUGGUGGUGGUGGUGGUGGUAUGCGACCACCAAUGGGUCGUGGUGAUUACACCAUCAAGGAAAUAGAUUAUGAUUACGACUAUUACGGUUAUGGGGAUUAUCGAGGUGGCUACAGUGAUCCAUAUUACGAUGACUAUUAUCGAUACGAAGAUUACUAUUUUGAAUAUGCGCCACCUCCUCCGCCUGCCAGAGGGAGAGGCAGGCAGCCUCAACCGGCUGGUCGUGGCCGUGGACUGGUGCCCCGUGGCCGAGCAGUCGGUGGGGGCCCCCAAGCCCGUGGGGGGCAAGUCAGGGGGGCACGCAACCCCGCAACAUCAGGGGCCCGUGGGGUCCAGCGGCCAACCGUUCGUGGGGGGGUCCGCGCCAAGGGAAGUUUACCAGGUGAGGAUGCAGGUAAGCGAAAGUUUGACGGGGGUCACCAGAACCAGGGGGAAUCAAAACGUCGCUUCCAGAGCAGUUGGGGAAACCAGCCCCUCGUCCAACAACCACUGGGCAAUACGUACGGAGUGGCGAGUGUAAAUGGUAAUGGCAAUGGUGGUAAUAGUAAUGGUAAUAGUAAUAGUGGUGGAAAUAAUACAAAUACAAAUGGAAAUGAAAAUGAAAAUGGAACAACAACACCAAGUAGCAACAACAGCAACAGUAACAAUAAUAAUAAUAAUAAUAAUAGUAAUAAUAGUAAUAAUAGUAGUAGUAGUAAUAAUAAUAAUAAUGGUGGUGGUAAUAGUGGCGGUGGCAGUGGUAAUGGUGUCAAUUUUGUUGAAACAAGUGGAAAUAAUAAUGCAACUGGUGAUGAGCAUGAAUGGUACCAAGAUUCAUACAAUUCUUGGAGCUAACUUCCGACUGAUGAUUUUUUUUAUUUUUAUCCAACUACUAAUAUACAAUUUUGUCGAUAAUAAUUAUAUAUGAUAAAAUAUAUAUUGACUUUUUUUUUUUUUUUUUUCGAAUAUUUUAUUUUUUAAUAUUUUUUUAAACAAUAGACAUAUAAAUAAACAUAUUUAUAUACAUGUUAUUACAAUGGGCCUUGAUGAAUUUAUAAAAGAAAAAAAAAUUGCCCAAAAAAAAAAAAAAAAAAACAAGCUCAUUAAUAAAGAAAUAGUAAUUUUUUAAAUAGACAUCAGAAUCCGUCACCGAUGCUACUUAUAACUUGUCGUUAUUAUUAUUAUAAAAUAUAUAUUUAAAAAAAAAAAACAUAAAUAUAUAUAUACUAUUAUUAUUAUUAUUAUUAUUAUUAUUAUUAUUAUAUAGAAUGAAUUGUAAAUGUAAUCUUUUGAUUAUUUUCAAAUGAAAAAAAAUACAUGUAAUGUUUAGAUAAUGAAUGAUUUUUGAUAUGAUAUAAUAUAUAUAUGUUGAAAAAAAACACCGCUAUAUAUAUAAAUAUAAAUAUUAUGAAUAUAUUACCAUCACUGUCAACCAAUUACAUAUUGCGCUUAAAAAAUAUUGUUGUGAUUUAUAAAAAUGUACAGUAAUGUGCCACUGGGACUAUAAAAUGAACAUCGGAGUGACGAACCCAUCCACCCCGUACUAUUGAUAAUUAUAUAAUUGUAAUAAUAAUAAUAAUAAUGAUUAAUAUUAAUAUUGUAAGGUUUAACGUUAAGGUUUAACCACAACUGCUGCUGCAUUGUCAAAUUGUUAAAAAACUGCCAAGCGAAAGUGAUUUUUUGAGUGAUAAAUGAAUUAAACGUUAAACUUUGAUUUUAAAAAAAUUUUAAAAAUUUUAAAAAAUAAAUUCGUUUUGUUAUUUUGAAAAAAAAAAAAAAAAAAAAAAUUUGUUCUUUUAAAAAAUUCGUUUAAAAAUUAAUUUUUUUGGAUAUUAUUAUGUAAUUUAUGGCCCGUAAAUAAUUGUUAAAUUUAAAAAAAAAAAAAAAAUGGUGAUAAGCCCGUGGUUGUUGUAAAAGCGAUGUCAAACGAGUAAACUUUUUUGUUUAUUUAUUUUUAUCUUUAUUUUCUUUUCAUUUAUAUUUUUUCUUUUUUCCUAUUAUUAUUAUUAUUAAUAUUAUUUCUAUUAUUAUUAUUAUUAUUAAAAAAAAGAAAUUAAACACAAAAAUAUAUAAACAAAAGACUAUACUCGUUGCGAUGAUAAGGGGCAGGUUGAUAAGGACUGAUGAAACGAUAGGAAAGUUUUUUGGUAUGUGCAUGAAUGAUAAUGAUGAAUAUUAUAACAAAAAGAAAAAAAUCAUUUUGAAAUUUAUAAAGAUUGUUUGUGUGUGAGUGCAAGUGCGAGUGUGCAAGCAAAAAUUUAAAAAAAAAAAAAAAUUGUUACGCGAGGUUUAUAAUUACGAAUAAUAUUAAUAUUGAUUAUAAUUACGAAUAUUAUUGAUAAUGAUAAGAAUAAUAAUGAUGAUGAUGUUAGUUUUGAUUAAUUAUAAUAUGCGAAUGGAAUAAAAAAAAAAAAAAUCUAAGCAGCAGAAUGACUAUAUUGCUGCUGCUAUUAAAAUAAGAUGAUGAUUUAUAUGAAGAUGAUGAAGAUGAUGAGAGAGAGAAAUGAAAAGUAAAAUGUUGCUGGAUGUUAUAAUAAUGCUGUUGAAUCCCCCUGUGUGCAUGUAUGGGUGAAAUAAUAAAAUAAAAAUGAAAAAAAUAAUAAAUAAAACGCGCAAAGCGUCGUUGUCGUCGUUUUUGUCGUCUAGACCUUCUAUUGUUGGUCUAUAAUAAUGUGUACAGUCAGUGAAACUAUUAUUAUUAUUAUUAAGGGUCAGACAAGUUUGUUAUUUUUGACGUUUAAAACAUUGAUUUGAUUUUAUAAUUAUUUACUCGUCAAUGUUUUCACGUAUUUUAUAACUAAAUAAUUGACAUUUGUCUUUUGACAUUUGUUGUUUUUUUUUUUCUUUUUUUUUUUUUUUUUUUUUUUUCCCCAUCGUGAUGAUAAUGAUAAACUAAUUUGUUGAUAUGUUUGUUAUAAUCGAUCAAAUCGAGUUCGAGAUUAAGACUUGAAUAUAUAUUGCUCACGAAUGAGACUAAAAUUAAAAAAAGGAAAAAAAAAAGAAAAAAGUCAUUUAUGAUGAUCCAAUCAAGGAGUAUAAAAGACUAAAAAAAAAUGUAGAGAAAUUUUUUCGACAACUUUUGUCAAAAUUAUAUACUGUCUAUUUAUUUAAAAAAAAUAAAUCAAGUCAAACUUGAUAAGCCCUCCAUCGACAAUAAAUUGGAAAUUAAUUAAAAUAAUAAAAUUAGAUUAACGCGAUGGAGUGAUAAUUAAAUUUAACAAAAAAAUAAAAAGCGUGACUAUUGCGCAAAUGAAUUGAUAUAUAUAAUUAAUAAUUAAUAAUUCGAACUCGACUGGUUACCGAAUUUGAUAAUGAUAGUUGACAGAAAACAAAACUCUUGUAGUGAUAACGCAUAUAUUUGAAAAAAAGCAAGUAAAGAGAAAAAAGGAAAAAAAAAAAAAAAUGAAAAAAAACAUACAAGCGCACGACUUUUUGAGUGUUGAGACUCGUUGUUAUUGUUAGCCUGUUAGUUAAUUAGUAAGAGUUGUAAGUGCGGGUUGUAAGUUGGUCCCUGUCCCUGGAGCCCAGACAUCUAACCCUCCUUUGUUCCUCCCUUCCCCUCCCCUCAAUUUACCCACCCAACCCCCCCAAAUUCCCGUGCCCCCUUGUUCUGGAGAUAUUAUAAUAAUUAUUCAUCAAUCAAUCAAUGGAUUAAACAAAAAAAAAUAUAAAAAUUGAUUUUAUAAAAAUAAGAAGAUUAUGAUAAUAUAAUAAUCAUUGAAAGAAAAAAAUAAAUAAAUAAAAAAUUAUUUAAAAAAAAACUAACGAAAGUGAAAAAGUGGGAGACAACAUUAGCCGAAUAUAAAUUGAUAAAAUUAUAAAAUUAAAAUAACAACAAUAGUCAGCAACAGCAACAACAACAACAUACAAAAAUUUCAUGCACUCCCGCUGGGGAAUAAUAAUAAAACAAACAACAAUAAUAAUAAUAGUAAACAAUAGUUAUUAAAACAAAA